AUGCCCUUGAGUCUUGAAGAUAGGGAAGGUGCCACAGAUGACUAUGCAAACCCACAACCACCGAGACAUCCGUUCAUAAGAUUGAUAAAUAGUGUUCGAUGCCACAAUGUGCCAGUGCUAAACUUUAUCAUCAUCGGGAUAUUGGGAUCGUUUCUAUUCAAAUUAACCACAAAAUAUACCGGGUUAUACAUGAAGAGCUCAUUAAUUACAAUUAUAGUUACUAAUUUAGUGCUAUUUGGAAUAUCUGAAACCAUGGCCCAAUCUAUAUUAUGUUUUCGAAGAGAUCAACCUCGGAUGGAUUUUAGAUUUAAUGAACCAGGUCACAGUGGUAUGUCAUUUAAUUCGAAUGACAUUGCAUUGACCACAGAGGAUAGACUGGAAUAUAGAGAUGAAGAAGAAGAACAGGGAGAUGAUGUCGCAAGCAUUUCCAGCAUAGACGAAGAAGGAUUGGACCGGUUUAUAAAUUAUUUACGUCAAGAUAACGAAUCAAUUGUGGAGAAUUCUACGAUUGAUGAGGGAUUCACAUCAGCCUUAUCACCUCCAACUCAAUUAACAUAUUUUCAAUUUAACAGAUUAGCAGGAUUCAUGUGUUGGGGGUUUAUGAUGGCUUUUGUACAAUGCUGGUGGUAUAAGUUCUUACAAAUAUAUUCCAAAGAUCCUAAAUUUAUUGAAGUUUUACGGAAAGUAUUAACUGAUCAACUUUGCUUUUCACCAAUCUCAUUAUUUUGCUUCUUUACCUAUGGUACAAUAGUACUUGAAAGUGGUAAUUGGGAGCAAACAAAGCAAAAGUUGUCAAGAAUUUAUUUAAAAACUUUAAUUAUUAAUUAUUCAGUUUGGUUCCCAGUUCAAUUCUUUAAUUUUUUAAUUGUUCCUAGAAAUUUUCAAGUUCCAUUUAGUUCAUCGGUUUCAGUAUUGUGGAAUUGUUUCUUAUCCAUGAGAAAUUCCCGUAGUUAG
Messenger RNA from Spathaspora passalidarum NRRL Y-27907, 954 nucleotides. RefSeq lists its product as uncharacterized. The coding region runs from base 1 to 954 and encodes 317 amino acids. Gene Ontology annotation, cellular component: membrane; cytoplasm. NCBI's taxonomy places the organism in Eukaryota, Fungi, Ascomycota, Pichiomycetes, Serinales, Debaryomycetaceae. The transcript has a single exon. The record is from RefSeq and is a predicted model, not a curated record.